AUGUCCGACACCAAUUGGUUACAAGAAGGGACAACCGUUUUUGUUCGUCACCAGGUAACCAGCGACUUUGCGGCCGCUUCUGCAGAUCGACCAUUUGAUCUCCAAUCAUCUCACAGCGCCCCUGCCUUGGCGCAUGAAAUAAAUGAUAUUUGGACGAGGAAAAUUCAUAGAACAAAAGGAAACACCUCACAUACUCAUCAUGACCCGUCCAAUACAACUUCGGAACGCGAUCAUCACGACGAGAGUCCUUGCGGCAAUCCUUUCAACCAUUUCAAUCGCUUUCUCCAUAACAGUUCUCACUUACAUCAUUGGCUGGUCCGGCAGCAACUACACGGGCUUGAGUGUUCUCCCUACUGUGGCAGUCUGGUCUCCUCUUCCCUUUUUGCCAAAACCAAAACUUCUCCUUCGAAAUUUUCUAACCAAUAUUCUCUCUCACAGCUUGGCAUCUCAAUCUUUUGGAAUGUUGUUGCUCUUGUUAACAUCAACAUCACUGCUCACACGUUUCACGCCAUAAUUGACCUCGUCGUAUUCUCCAUCAUCCUUGCGCUGGGCCUCGUCGGCUUCCUCCAUGAUGAAUAUAACUAUCUCAGGAACGGAUACCAUUUGUCGGUGAACUCAAUUUGGUUGAGCCAGGAGUUGGCUGCCGGUGGUUGCAUGGUUGCUACUGUCGUUUUGCAGCUUAUCCUCGUACUCCUGAAUCUCCUCUCGGCCAGGAUAUCAAAGAGGAUUCAGGAGCAAGAGCUUGUUGUACCACUACCGCCUCCUCCUUAUGCCGAACCUAUCAUCACGAAACUGCCGACUGCCGAACUGCGAAAGGAGAAAGAGGAAUGGUUUGAGGAUUGUGACGGAAAGAGUUUGACAUCAACUUCUACACUGGCGGAUAGUGAAAAGAGCCUCGGAACUACCGAAGCUUAGAUAGGCAGGGCUAACAAGAAUUCGAAAGGGAGAGCGGAUUUGAAGCCGAGAUUAGGAUCAGAAAAGUUUCAGAAGUGCAAGGCAUAUGAGAGUAUCUACGGAUAUAAAGACAGUCGGCGCUUUUAAAAUUAAAGGUGAUGUUUACCAACAAACCUGAAGUUGUC
Messenger RNA from Hyaloscypha bicolor E, 1079 nucleotides. RefSeq lists its product as uncharacterized. The record is from RefSeq and is a predicted model, not a curated record. The transcript is spliced from 3 exons. The coding region runs from base 1 to 915 and encodes 304 amino acids. NCBI's taxonomy places the organism in Eukaryota, Fungi, Ascomycota, Leotiomycetes, Helotiales, Hyaloscyphaceae.